AAAAAUCUUCUAUAUAUACAAGGAUCUCUUUGAGGAGCAUUAAAAUUUGUAUCCAAAUGUGGAACCAAGAAAUUGUGAUAUGCAAUAGUAGAAAAAAAAUGGGACUAACUGUUGAAUCCUAGAACAGAGCUGUGAUGGAAUCGGAUUAUAUAAUUUCAAAGUUUCAUUUACACUAUCAUAGAUCUUCUGUUUGUGGCUUUUUCAACGAAGUGAGAAUUGGUAAUGGGGAUUAUAUGGGCAACAACAGAGGAGUUGGCAAGGAAUAGGGGAAAGGUUCUCUCUCUGUAUCGCCAGAUGCUUAGGAGUCUUAACUCUCCUUCUCUGCGGCUAAGUUGGUUGCAGAAGAAAGCUGAGGCUCAGUCCAUAUUUCUUCUGGGUGCGGACGAGCGAUCCAGACACAACAUUGAGGACCUCAUCGACGCUGCAGAACACACCCUCUCCCUUUUGAAGAAAGGGAACUCCCAAAACACAUCCAAGUCUAAAAUUAUGUAUUGCGAGAUGGUUAGAACUAAUGAUUGUUUUAUUUUCAGAUGGAAUAUGUUCUUCAUGCUCAAAAUUUCCUUUCUUUCUGAUUAAUUUUUUUUUUAUUUUUUAUUGUAUAUUAUUGGUUCGUAAAUUAUGAAAGGACUGACUUGUUAAUUAGUUACUCAUUUUUCUUCUUCUACUUCAAUUUAGAGUUAAUUAUUGAAUUUCUGUUGGAUCGUGCUUUACCAAAA
This is a messenger RNA of Cuscuta epithymum, 716 nucleotides long. The record is from the annotation of a GenBank genome assembly. Lineage: Eukaryota; Viridiplantae; Streptophyta; Magnoliopsida; Solanales; Convolvulaceae.